Messenger RNA from Macroventuria anomochaeta, 1616 nucleotides. RefSeq names its product prim-pol domain-containing protein. The record is from RefSeq and is a predicted model, not a curated record. The transcript is spliced from 2 exons. Gene Ontology annotation, biological process: DNA replication, synthesis of primer. Gene Ontology annotation, cellular component: alpha DNA polymerase:primase complex. Lineage: Eukaryota; Fungi; Ascomycota; Dothideomycetes; Pleosporales; Didymellaceae. Bases 25 to 1533 code for a protein of 502 amino acids.
AUAUACAAGUCACAUAUAGACAAGAUGCCACACUCAUUAUCGCCAGAAUCAACACCAGCGGGCGAGUCGUCACGAGAAAUGUCGCAAGCUGAGGAUAUCAAGCCAGAGCCAGAAACACAGGAUGCCACAAUGGAGGAUGCGCCGAGUCCACCAGCACCAGCGCCCACAGAGAAGUCGAGAGUCAACCUGGAAGAGCUCUUCGACGACGAUGAUUCAGACGGCGAGUUUGCGUCGAGCGCUCCCGUUAAGUCCGAAGAAGAAGCCUCACAGCCAGCACCACUCAAGAUCACAAGUCGAUCGUCCUUCUCUGACCCCGAAAUCAUGCGUGCCUUCUAUCAACGCCUCUUUCCCUUCCGCUACCUCUUCCAAUGGUUGAACCACAGCCAAACCCCCGCAAACGACUUCGCUCACCGAGAGUUCGCCUUCACUCUACCCAACGACGCCUACCUACGAUACCAAUCCUUCCCCACUGCCGACCUCCUUCGAAAACAAUGCAUACAAAUGCUGCCCUCCCGUUUCGAAAUUGGUCCCAUGUACAGCACAAACCCACGCGAUCGCAAGACCCUCCGCAAAGCCAGCGCUUUCCGCCCGCUCAUGAAAGAGCUGGUCUUUGAUAUUGAUAUGACAGAUUACGACGACAUUCGUACAUGCUGUACUGGCGCAUCCAUCUGCCACAGGUGUUGGGUCUUCAUCACAAUGGCCAUCAAGGUUGUGGACAUUGCACUGCGCGAAGACUUCGGCUUUUCUCACAUCCUCUGGGUCUACUCUGGUCGUCGCGGAGCUCACGCCUGGGUUUGCGAUAAGCGCGCUCGUCUCAUGGACGACCAAAAACGCCGUGCCAUAGCCGGCUACCUCGAGCUCCUCAAGGGCGGCGACCAAGGAGGCAAGAAAGUCAACGUCCGACGUCCGCUACACCCACAUCUCGAGCGCAGUCUCGAUAUCCUAAAAGAGCACUUCCAGACGUCUAUCCUUGCGGAGCAAGAUCCCUGGGCCUCUUCCGAGAAGUCAUCGCAUCUCCUCAACCUCCUCCCCGACCCCACACUGCGCGCCGCGCUGCAGAAGAAGUGGGAUUCUGCGCCCAACCGCGCCAGCGCAAGUAAAUGGGCGGACAUCGACACAUUGGCAAAGUCUGGCGCGUUAUCGAAAACAAGCAAGGAGCUCCUGGAAGCGAAACAAGAUAUUGUCCUUGAGUACACUUACCCACGUCUCGACGCCGAAGUUUCCAAGAAACUCAACCAUUUGCUAAAGAGUCCGUUCGUCAUUCAUCCUGGUACUGGGCGCGUCUGCGUACCUAUUGACACGAGGAGGGUGGAGGAGUUUGAUCCCUUGGGCGUACCAACUGUUACACAACUGCUGCAAGAGAUUGACGAGUGGAAAUGUGAGGAGGGAGAGAAGAAGGUACAGGAUUGGGAGAAGACGAGUCUCAAGCCAUAUGUCGACUAUUUCCGCAAGUUCGUGGCUGGACUGAUGGAGGAAGAAAAACCAGCAUUGAAGAGGGAAAGACAAGAGGGAGCGGACGCUAUGGAGUUUUGAUUUUAUCACCUUGUAUGGUUCAUGAUCUACGCAGCAUUGUGGGAUGGCGUUCAGGACUUAGCGAUGGACAGUUAGAAACACUU